Messenger RNA from Saccostrea cuccullata (small rock oyster), 13427 nucleotides. RefSeq names its product sacsin-like. The record is from RefSeq and is a predicted model, not a curated record. The transcript is spliced from 8 exons. Bases 7 to 13002 code for a protein of 4331 amino acids. Lineage: Eukaryota; Metazoa; Mollusca; Bivalvia; Ostreida; Ostreidae. Gene Ontology annotation, molecular function: Hsp70 protein binding.
UCUAAGAUGGCUGACGACGUGAACUCGGAUUCUGAUGAUGAAAUUGAGUACUCGGGGAUGAUACAGCCCCCACUCAUUAAGCAGCUAAGGACCAUUCUGAGUGAAUACCCAGACGAUGGACAAAUACUUAAGGAAAUCAUUCAAAAUGCAGAGGAUGCCGGGGCUACAGAAAUGAAGAUUUUGUAUGAUGGCAGGCGAACGGUUCAGCAUGAAUCAACAAAGAAAGCGCCAUUCAGAAAAUACUUCAAAGGCCCAGCACUGCUAGUUUACAACAAUGCCGUGUUUUCAGAAGAGGAUUGGAGAGGAAUAAAAAUGUUGUAUAGCAGCAUCAAGGAAUUUGACAGGACAAAAGUUGGAAGAUUUGGACUUGGGUUCAAGUCAGUUUUUCACAUAACAGAUCAUCCAUUGAUCAUCAGCGGGAAGCAGCUUCUGGUGAUAGAUCCUCAUCAAGAUUCCUCAAAGGUGUGCCAGACGAUGCAGCUCCGCAAACUUCACAAGUACAAGAAGAUGAAAGUGGAGGACUGCUUAGAGGCAUUCAAAGGGGUUUUGGGGUUUGAGGAAACAACACUUGACAGUGGUCAUUUUGAGGGAACAAUAUUCAGAUUUCCUUUAAGGGAAGAGGAGACUGAGUUGUCAGACAACAAAUAUAACAAAUCAAAAGUGAGAGAUCUUUUCGAGUCUUUUAAGGACGAAGCUCCAGUUUCACUCCUCUUUUUGAAAUGUCUAGAAAGUAUUACAUUAUUGUGGGAAGAAGAAGAAGAAGAAUGUUUAUACACUAUAGACGUAGGAAAAUUUCAUUUCUCAGUGAACAUUAACGAAUUUUCGGCGGAAAAUGUACGGUCCGCAAGAGAAGAUAUGAGGUCAAAAAUUCAGGACCUGCAAAAUACCUUGCCUUCAAAAUCUUUCUUGAACAGCUAUGAUAUGACAGUCUGUGUUACAGAUGAAGAGCUUAACACUACAACAAAAACAUGGAAAGUAAUGAACCUGUUCAAGGGAAAGAGCCAUAUGACAUCACACCUUCAAAAACUAUCCUUUGAUGAAUCUCUCUCUUACAGUCCAUAUGUUGGGGUUGCUAUGAACAUGGAUUUUCCUUUGAAUUUCCAAGGUCACGUUUUUUGCUUUUUGCCACUCCCGUUGACGGAGAAAAGCUUGAGUGGUUUGCCAGUUCAUGUAAAUGGAUUUUUUGCUCUAAGCCAAAAUAGAAGGGUUGUAAAAUGGCCUACGGCAGAUCAGAUUCGACACAACGCACAUACAGAUAAAGCCAUCCAAUGGAACCAAGCUCUUGUUACAGAAGUCUUGUCGGAGCUCUAUUCUCUAUUUAUUCAUGAGUUAGCUAAAGAAAGUCAAAGGCAAGAAAACCAGAAAAAGUUUGUGGCAGCCGUGUCCCAGUGCAUUCCAGAUGUAGACAACAUUGACGAACACUGGAAAAUUUUGAUUUCUCCCAUGAUCACAAAACUGAAAGACAUGCCAUUGUAUUUUACAUUAAAUGACGGUGGAAAGUGGAUCAAUAAGACUGAAGCUGUUUUCCUCAGAGCUAACAAUUUUAGUCAUGCAGUGGAGGGAGUCGAAACAACAGUUCGAAAAAUUCUUGAAAAAUAUCAUCAAAAUACCGUGGAUGUGGAGGACCAUGUGUGGAAGACAUUGAAACUGGAGGGAAAUUGUGAGGUCACACCUGACUUUCUAGAUAAGAUUUUGAGAAAGUCGGAGGAAUAUACAAGUUGCAGUAAUCAUGACAAACUGAAUCUGCUUCGAUUUUUGAGAUUUUGUAAUGUGAACAAACUGGAAGGCCUUUAUCUUGUUCCACUGCAAAAUGGAAGAUACACCAAAUUCAGUCGCGACAAGAUCAACACUAACAUAAUACACAUGGUGCCUCAUGAGGUCAUGGACAUAUUGGUUGGAAUGGAUGAUGUAUUGUUGCGUACUUUACCACCUGAUCUCCAAGAAAUGUUUUCUGGUCUUAUCAAAAAAGGCGUAUACCAGAUCCAGCGCAUGCAUGAAAGGAAUUUCAUUGAUCUCCUUAAACAAACAAUUCAAAAAAAUAUAGGUGACAGUCCAUAUCCAAUCAAAUGGACGAUUUCAAAGUCAAAUCUUAAUUAUGAAUGGCUUGAAAAUGUGUGGAACUACGUUGUCAGAGUAUUCCCUAAUAAUCUUGGAAUAGUGUCGCACCUCCCGCUAAUUCCAGAAGAAAUACAGGGCACUGAAUAUAGAUUGCAUUCACUGAGUGAACAUUUGAUACAAGGUCAGUUGUCUAAAAAUAUUACCAUGUGUUUAGAAUUGCUAUCAAUCAAAGUUUUGGAUUCAUUGCCCGAGUUUGUUCUUCAGCAUCCGCAAUUAUACAAAUUCCUACCUGGUUCCUCUAUAGCAAUUCUUAUCAAUGCUAUUGAUACUGUUGGCCGCAUGUAUAAUUGGACAGAAAAGGUUGAGCAGUUCAACGAAAACACUACAGAAGAUCAGAAAAAAGAAUUCUUACGAUAUUUUAGCACAGGAUACCAACCCCUGAGCGAAUGUGCAAAACGAGUAUUUCAGAACGUAAAACUUUUUAAAACUGAGAAGGGCUAUGUAAGCAUUGUUCAAAAUCAAAGAAUCCUUUCACAAAAUUUACCUGUGCGCUAUCCUUCAGAUGUCAUUCUCACAAGUGAUGCAGAAAUCAUUUCCUUUGCAAAGGAACUUGGGGCAAGAGAGCUAGGAGACUUACAAGUUUAUAAAGAAAUCUUGCAGUGUGUUCUGGACAAUAUAUUUUAUAGUCCUGAAGAACAACUUCAAGUAAUGAAAUUUGUCAUAGAAAAAAAGGUUUACAACAGAAAUGAAGAGCUCAUGCAUCUUAUAAGAAGCGUGCCGUUUGUUCAGACCAACACACACGUGUACAAAAAAGCCUCUGAGUUAUACGAUCCAGAUGAUGAAAUAGUAUGUAUGAUAAUUGUAGACCAGUCAAUGUUUCCAGCCAAAAGUAUUCAGGCUAAAGGUCUGAAAGUUCUCCGAAAACUUGGACUUAAGUCUAGGGAAAUGUUAACAGCAACAGAUAUUUAUCAUGCUGCUUUCGAAAUCCAUAGGAGCAGCAUUGAAAAUCGCGUAACUUCUACUGAAAGAGAAAGACAAUCAGCACUUAUGGAAGUGUUAAUCAGUAGACGACAAUUGUUUCAGAAGAUUGUGCAAGACACAGGAAAAACUCUCAGAGAGUUCCUGAUGCAUUUAGAAAUAAUACGACCACACAAAAGCUCAGGUUCUUGGAUACCAAAUUUGUCUUUGUUCGAAUCGAAUCAUUUUUACAGCAAACCAUCUGAUGUAUAUCAUAGUGAGUACAAGGCACUUGUCGGAUCUGUCGCCCCAAUUAUUUCCUCUGAUACAUCUUCGAUACUUGUUGAGGAAUUUGGAUGGCAUAGAACACCAGAUUUAGAACUUGUUUUGAAACAACAUUCCAAAUAUGUAGAAAAUUACGAUGAGGACUACAAAUCAGAAUAUCUCCUCCCAGUGAAGCUUCUUUAUAAACACCUAGCUGAACUCCAUUCAUUAAAAAGGAACAUCAUCAUACCACUUGAAAAUAUGUGGAUGGGUGACGGAUUUACUCCACCUGAUCAAAUAUACAUCAACAAAAGUCCCAGUGACAUUGAUCUUCACCCAUAUCUUGUGUCUUUACCAAAGGAGUUUCAAACACAAGAAAUAAAACAGUUAGCAAGGCAUCUUGGCUGCAUGUCCCAGCAAUCAACGGAAACACUCAUCAACAUUUUGAAUUCAUUGAAAAACAAACAUGAAAAGGGACAACUCAGGAUGGACUGUGUUGACCGAGAUCUUGACAUCGUUGUAAGGAUAUUGAAUAAACUGAAGUACGUCUCAGAAAUCAGAAGCAUGAAUGUUCCAGUCCCAAUUCACUCCAGCUCCAAAACAAAAUUAGAAUUUAAACUUUCCAGAGAUUGUAAUUAUUGCAAUGCAGAAUGGUUGAAAGAUUUAGCUGAGGAGGAAGGGGAAUCAAUGUAUUUUGUUCACGAGGAUGUGACAUCUGACACGGCAGCAAAAUUAGGUGUUCCAUCUCUCACAGAAAAUUUGCUUUCAGAGACUGAAGGUAUCCAAGAGUGGGGGCAAUCCGAACCAUUAACAAGGCGGAUAAAGAAUCUUCUAAAAGAUUACAAGGAUGGAUUUGCAGUUCCAAAAGAAAUAGUACAAAAUGCAGAUGAUGCUAAAGCCAAGAAAGUGUGCUUUCUGUAUGAUGAAAGAGAAAAUAUGGACUGUAGAACAAGGCUAAUUGACGAAAAUAUGGAAUCGUGCCAAGGACCAGCCCUAUGGGCUUUUAAUGAUGCUUUAUUUUCUCAAAAGGAUUUAGAAAAUAUCACAAAACUGAGUGGGGCGACCAAAGCAGACGAUUUAACUAAAGUUGGUAAAUUUGGAUUGGGAUUUUGCUCAGUAUACAAUCUAACAGACGUCCCUUGUUUCAUUACCGGAUCAAAUUUGGUUAUUUUUGAUCCACAUGCAAAAUACCUUGGUAAAGCUGUGAAAAAAAGUAACCCUGGACUUAAAAUAGACCUAAGAGCAACAAAAAACAAGAUUUUGCUAAGAAGGAUGAAAAACCAAUUUCUGCCGUUUCAUAAAAUCUUUGGUUGCAAUCUAGAAACUGAAACCCCGUGGUUUGAAGGAACCCUCUUCCGAUUUCCACUGCGAACAAAAGAACAGGCCUUUCAAAGUGAAAUCAGUGAAAAAAUAUAUGAUCAACAUGAAAUGGAAAGUAUGAUACGAUUGUUUACGGAAAACGCAGGAAACUUGCUUCUUUUCACGCAACAUGUAAAAGAAAUUGAAUUCUAUCAUCUUUCCAGGAAAGGCAGUGCAAAUGAAAUGGUUCUUCUACAUCGAGUAUGCCGAGAAGAUACUAUGCACAAUUCUGAUAUAUUGUCUUCUUUUGGAUCAAGUAUGAAAGAAUGUCAAAAGGAUUUUCGCAAAAGCCCUCAACAAGUUCUUCAAACAGCAUUAGUGAAUAUAACAACUGAAGUUAAUGAUUAUUGCAAGCAGAUUUUCAAGUCAAACAUAGAAGGAUCUGUAACAAAAUGGUUCAUAUCAUGGGCAUCAGGUACGUCUGCAAGCUUAAAAAUAGGGAAAGAUUCUGUAGUCCAAGGUGCUCUGCCACUUGCAAGCAUAGCAGUUUAUGUUGAGGAGGAAGAUGGCUUUUUAAAACAUAAAACCUUACAAACAAUACCAAAUGGAUUUUACAAAGAAAGUCAUAUUUUUUGUUAUCUACCUUUACCGGUUACCUCACCUCUUCCAGUACAUAUCAAUGGAUCAUUUGCUGUAUCUUCAAAUCGAAGACAACUUUCUUCAAAAACAACCGACGACAAAAACGAUUUUGGGCAUGAGUGGAAUCAAGCAUUGUUGUCUGACGCAGUAGUUCAAGCAUAUAUCCAUUUAAUUGAAACAAUGGAAGCAAAUAACAUAAUGUGUGAAAAGUACCAGGAUUUGUGGCCAACAGUCUCAAAAAAUACUGAAAAUACUGAAUUUGAUAUCUUCUUUAGAACAUUUUAUGAAACAGUUCUUCAGCGAGACUGCAAAGUUUUUUGUAGAGAUCGAAUGUGGUUACCUUUGAGUAAAGCAAUAUUCUUGGACCCAGUACUGCAAACGUCAAAAAUAGGGAAAAUAGCCACAGAUGCAACAAACCAUUACAAGAGAAAUGAACAGGUUUACCUGAUUCCACUGGAAAAACAGAUUUCAAUGAGUUUUGAGACAUUAUUUGGGAGAUUACCUGAGAAGAUACAGUCGAAAAUUAUCUCUUUAGAAAGUUUUUAUUUGGAGAUAUUUUUGAAAAAUAUCAGUGAUAAAUAUUGGUCAUGUGAAAUGAUUACAAAUCUUGUCUUAUUUGCAUUAGACGAGGCAAACAAAUCGGUGAAGUCAAAGAUUGAAACAAUCAGAUGUAUUCCUACAACCCCCAACAGUACACUGAAGAAGCCAUGUGAGUUGGUGAAGCGAGAAGGGCGAGCAGCGUCCUUGUUUUACGAGGAAGACGAAUGUUUUGUUGCAAGAGAGUUUGAAUCAUAUUCUCGUCAAGUAGUAUUGAAGUCAAUGGGAAUGAUGAUAGAUGAGAUCAAUGAAGACAUCUUGAUUGAACGAAUUUCUUCAGUUCAAAGUACUGCUGAGAAAUGUGCAAAAUGUAGCAUUCAAAGAUGUAAUAACAUUUUAAAAUAUCUUCAAGAUAGCAAAUUUUUAUCGAAAAAUUUAGCCUAUCAGGUAAAAAACAUGGCAUUUCUACCAACUUUACCAAAGCCAACAAACUGGACAUUGUCUUGGUUCUUAGAUGACAGUAACUGCGAAAGAUUUACAUCAAGGUGUUCUCUGCACUUUGAAGAAAACUUCACAUGUGCCCUGGCUAAACCAUCGGAUCUUUAUUCAGACUCUUGCAAAAAUUUGGUCGGGUGUCGAGAACUCAUUAUAGAUAUGUCAGUGUUGCAGGUAUCAAUGUAUCCAAAAAAUGUGCUUCUGGAAAUUGGUGUAAAUUUCAAAAAGGAAGUACAGACAGCCAAAGUAGUUGAUCAGCUUACCGAUAUAUGUCAAACAAUUGACCCCGCUUCAUUUUCGGACGUCUCCAAAAUGUUGUUGAGAAAUAUUUGUGCUGAUAUAUAUGAAUACCUAGACAGUGUUUGCCGAAAUGAAUCUUCGUCAGAAAUUGAAAUGUUGCGAGAAGAACCCUGUCUUCUCAUUGAUGAUAGAUUUGUAAAGCCAAAACAAACUGCACUCUCUAUUCCAGUCAAUUGCUCUCCAGAAUUAUACGGCUUAGAUCGCAUCACAUGGAAAAGCAACACUAUAUUUUUGCAAAGAAUUGGUGUUAAACAGGAAUUUCAAGAAGAAGAUGUAAUUCCAGUCCUUGAAAAUAUGGCUAAGAAACACAAAGGUAAAUUAGAUGAACAAUCUUUAGAUCUUGCGUGUAAUCUUGUCGAAUUACUAGCGAAAGUGUACAAAAGAACUAAGUAUCCUGAGGAAUUUCUUGAUAUUUGUAUUCCUGAUGAAAAUGGAAUCUUUUCUCCGAUUCGUCAUUUGUGUUUGGAUGACAGUACAAUGUUACAAAAGGGAGAGUCUUUAAAAUACCCACAUCCAAAGAUUAGAGAGGCAGAUGCUAGAAUCCUAGGUGUGCAGUCAAAGAUCAGUGGUUCACUUAUGCAAAAUUAUGUAAAACAAUUGAAGCCGUUCGGACAAAGAGAGGAGCUUUCAGAUCGAAUCAAGAGAAUACUUCAGGAGUAUCCUUUCAGUGAAGGGGUUUUAAAAGAAAUGUUGCAAAAUGCUGAUGAUGCCAAGGCCACAGAAGUAAUGUUCAUAACAGAUUUUAAUACAUAUAAGGCGGAACAAAUAUUUAGUUCUUCCUGGCAUCCUCUUCACGGACCUGCUCUUUUAGUCUACAACAAUAGUCACUUUACCGAAAAUGACAUUUUAGGAAUUCAACAUUUAGGAAAAGGUUCAAAAGGGGAUGAUCCUACAAAAACUGGACAAUAUGGAGUUGGUUUCAAUGCUGUAUAUCACAUAACAGAUGUUCCAUCAUUCCUUUCUAAAUCGCCACAAGGUGACAAAGAUACAUUGUGUGUUAUGGAUCCGCAUUGUAAGUAUGCACCGGGUGCAAAUGAAUAUUCUCCCGGGGCACAAUUUACGCAGCUAAGUGAUUUAAGAAUUCCAUUCGCAGAUGUAUUCAAAUGUUAUCAUGAGGAUAUUCUACUACAAUCAUCAGGCACAGUAUUUCGAUUGCCUCUUCGCACUUCUCAAUUUGCAAGGGAGUCUGAACUUUCAAAUAAAGAAGUUUCACAACAAAUUAUCUUGAAUAUGUUGAAGACAUUUGAAUCGGAGAUGACAAAAUCUUUAUUAUUUUUGCGAAAUGUGACAAAAAUAUCAAUAGCAAGCAUCGAAAAUGGAAAAUUAGUUGUGAAAAAUACAACUGAAUUAUUGCUUUCAGAUGAAGACAAAUUCAAAAAAUCAGAAUUUGACAAAUAUGUCGUGAACAUGUCUUCUAUGUUUCGGCAGAGAGGAGAAAUUGUCAUGAUGAAGGAAAAUGAUGUAACUUAUUUUGUGAAAAUCAAAAGUACGUCUGAAAAAGAAAGCAAAUGGUGUAUCAUUCAAAAGUUUGGAUUCAGUGAAGGAAUUCAUAUUCCAAACUCAGUUCAAGAUGCUUUCGAUGAUGAGAACUUGGGCCUUCUGCCUCAGGGAGGCAUUGCAAUGCCUUUGGAUAGAUCUCUAUCAAAUGCAACUGCAUUUUGUUUCUUGCCUCUACCUUGUCAAACAGGUUUGACUUUGCACAUCAAUGGUCAUUUUUCCCUGGACAAUGAAUCUAGAAGAGAUCUGUGGAAAGAUGAUAAAAGAGAAUACAGAACAGAGUGGAACUACAUGUUACUAUCUCAUGUUAUCGCUCCAAUCUACGCUAAAGCAUUGAAUUUGUUGCAGAGUAUUCUGGGGUUAUCUUCCUCAGAAGAAUGCGAAAGCAGAAAUCUUCAGAGAAAGCUUGAUGUCUUUCAUAGUUUCUUUCCAAACCUUGAAUUAGCCAGUAACCAUUAUUGGAAACGUCUUGGGAAAGCAGUUUAUGAAUGUAUUGCAGAGGGAAAAAUGAACUUGUUUUUUUCACGCCGUUUAAUCAAGCAAAACGUUUCCAGAGUCUUUGGCUAUUCCCUGUAUGAAGAAAACGGAAAAGUUCUUUUCAACAAAGAUUACAGAGACGAUGAAAAGAUAAUUGAAAUUGCAAAGGACUUAAACAUUAAACUUGUAGAUACACCAAUAAUGAUCUGCACAUGCAUUGAAGAUGCCGGUAUAUCAAUUGACAAGUUAAAUCCAGAAAAUGUUAUUGAUUUUCUGAAGUCCGAAAACUGUGAAAUUAGAAAAAUUAUCGGAAGUGAUGGAUUUUUAGAAUUGGCAAAAUCACCUUUCAAAACAACCGAACGUUUACAUGCAUGUUUAGAGUUUUGCAUGAAAACUGAAAACUUCAACGUUGAAGUAGAAGGCCUUCCAAUCUGUUUGUUGGAAACGAGAAAUCUUGUAGAAUUUCGAAGCAAUAAUCCGGUCUUAAUUACGCCUUUUUCAGACUUGAUACCAAGUUCGGCUGAAAAGAAACUUCAUAAAUUAUUGCAUGAACUACUCUCGAAAGUGGAAAUUAAUUGUAUUGAACGGAUGACUGUUCAAAAGUUUGAAGAACACCUGAACUUUGAAUUGGAUUAUGACAGAUAUCGUCAUAAGGUUUGUCAAUGGAACCCUAAUCAGUCAAACAUUCCAAACAAAGAGUGGAUGAAGAAACUUUGGAAAUUCAUUAAGAGAGAGUUGGGUGAGACACGAAAUCAAGUAGAAAUAAAACGCCUGAUUCAUCCAAUUCUUCCAUGGUGCCUUAUUCCUACCACACAAGUGAGUGGGAAACGAUUCAUGGGACUUUUAGACGAUGUUAAACAUUCACUCAUUCCAGUUGAAUUCGCCUGGCAUAUCAUCAAUUUGUCAUCUUUUCAACCUGCCAUGGAAAUAUCUCUAGGGAAACUAAAUUUACCUCUUUUAAAUGAAGAUUGCCUGCCGCCAUCUCAUCCACUGCCCCAUCUCGUUGCUUCGCAAGAUCGUAUAACGGAUGUUUUAGAAUGUCUGUAUGCCCAUAGACAAUUAAUUUGUGAAAAUGAACAAAUAAAAGUUGAUGAUUGUAGCAGAAUUUUAGAGUACUUUGCAGGGGGACUAACAGAAUUACUGAGCUCUGAAAAUGCAGGAGUUUUACUUGACAAGUUAAGAAAACUCCCAUUAUUCACGACUGUGCAUGGACAAAAAAUUAGUCUUGAAGAAAAUCGUGAUAUAUUAGUUCUUCCUGGUGGACUUCCAGCAAAUGGAAUGAACAUGUGGGCUGAAAAGACAAGAAAAAUUUUGCUAUGCAGAAAUGAAAGACUGCAAUGCAUUUUUGAGCGUUUCAACGUUACAGAGCAUAGCAUAAGUGAAGUAUAUAGGGUACACAUUCUUCCAUCCUUUUUCAAUAUACCCCAAGAGCAUAGAUUGGUUCAUCUUGAAUAUAUCAAAGAUCAUUUGUUAAAACAUUCAACUAGCUAUAGUGAGGAACAAAAAAGACUUGUUAAGGCACUAAAGGAAAUACCAUUUAUACCCCAUGUUGAUGGAACUCAAAAAGUAGCUUCAGAUUUCUUUAGUCCUUUCAAUGACGUCAUGAAGAAAAUGUGCCCGGAUCCAAAAUGUUACCCGCCUCAUCCAUUUUCAACUCUUCCUUGGAAAAAGUUUAUGACUUUAGUUGGCAUGAAAACCGAAAUUACGGAAGACUUGUUUUUAGAGUUUGCGUUGCAGAUAGAAACACAAGGACGCCAUGGAUUGUCUGAAAAUAUUGAAAACAAGUCGAGAUGCCUUGUUCAUCACCUAUUAUAUGCAACUCAGCUUCACUCCUCAGGUUUUCUGAAACGAGUAAGUCGAAUCAAAUUUGUUCCUCCGCAUCCUAUAAAUUCAACAUAUUGUCAGAUAUAUCCUUGUCCACGAGAUGAAUCAAAUCAUCUGAUACAAUUCAAGGGAUCUGUGAUAAACAAAUAUGAACCAAUCAUUUGGACACAAUGUCGUGUUUUGCCUUUUUGGAUUAGCAGUGUAAAAAGUGCUGGAGGACUUGAAUUGUGUGAACUUGGAGUUCAGAAACCAACAGCAGAGACAGUUCUCACUCACAUUCAAUCCGUGUGCAACAAAAUUGGAAGUAUGUCGGAAAAGGAUCUGAAUUCUCUAAAUAUCUCUAAAAUUUCAAGUCUGAUGAAGACAUUUUAUGAAUAUGCAAAUGAUUCAAAAGUCUUACAAAAGAUGGACAUUCCAACUUUCAAGAGAAUUCCAUUUGUCUUCAUGUCAGAUCUCCCAUGCUUAUUACCUUGCGAAAGAUUCAUUCUUCAGCUGGAGGAAAAAUACAAAAUGAUACCAUAUUUGUUGACUUUACCAGAUGAAUAUUUUGCUUUCUUUCCCAUUUUUGAAAAACUUGGAGCUUCCAGAAAAAUUUCGGCAAAAACAUUUGCGAAGGUUUUAGAGCAAAUUCAUUCCAGUGAUGAUACACUAAAUGUCAAUGAACUGAAAACUGCACAAAAAGCCAUGGCAUUUCUAUUCGAAUUUCUCUCAUCCGAUGAUGAUGUUUCACAAGCGUUGGACAACCAGGUACUUUACCUCUUGACUAAAGAAGGCAAGUUAUUAACAGCUGAAUCAUUAAUGCACAUAGAUUUUCCCUUCAUGGGUAAAGUUAUAAAAGCGGAAGAACACUUUAAUAUACUAUCAUCUGUAGAGGGAAUGGAUGUAGAAAGCUUUCGAACAAAAAUAAAAUGUCUGCCAAAGAGAAUAAGACCAAUGUUUAUAUCUGAUGUUAUAACAUCUGAAGUUGAUGUAUCAAACGCCGAUGUCAAAGACAACCAAGUAUCAAGAGAAAUAAAUGACUUUCUAACAAGCAGUGAAUUUAUCAAUGGAAUCCUUAGAUUGGUUUACCAAGAAAAGCUUGACAAAAGGGAAAAACUUCCAUCAGAUGCUGAGAUUUCUCAUCUAAAGGAAAAUUUGCGUGGAAUUUGUAUGAAAUGUGCAAGCAAUCUACAGGAAAAGUUCACUUACCAAAACAAACAUAUUCAAAGCAGACCCCGUUCGUGUUGUGUUAAGUACCUUGAAGAAAAUGGUCAUUUGAAAUGUACAAUUUAUAUCAAUUUUUCUGAUGAAAAUGACCCAGAGAAGGUUGUAAAAAAAUGUCUUGAUGUCAUUUCUACUGCCAUUAGAAAAAGCACUGGUUGUAAUUUCGAGAAAGCACUGUCAGAUUACCUCCAUAUGAUAUGCAACAAAGUAAGAAGUCGUGAUGAAAUCGAAUCCUUAUUGGAUGAACGUUAUGUUCAGUCUCUAAACAGAAAACACAAAGAUUUCUCCCAUCAGCUGCCCAAUCCUGGUGAUGUUGUAGAAAUCCGAUGGCAUGGCAUUUUAGACAACGCCUUCAUUUCCUUUGAGCCUAAUGAAUAUGUUGCACAUCUUACUGGAACGAAUAGCAAGGGAGAUAUGGAAUACAAAUACGCAAUAGUGAAAGAAAAGCUUUCAACAUCUGUCAAUACAAAUGAUAAAAUAUUUCUGCAAGCAUACCUUGUUCAAAUUGGGCCACAAAAAGUCAUAGAAAUGAAAGCCUAUGAACUAUACAAAUUUAAUCGAUCCAAGGUACCGGACGAUAGUAACACUUUCGAAGCUUUUCAGAUUCAAGUGUUAUAUCAAAGGGAACCAUCAGAAGAAACAAGUUCCAAGAACAAUUUACCAUCUAGAGAUAAUAGAACACUGGAGGAAAUAUUCAAAGAAAUCAGAGAAUGUUUGAAACAUGCAUUCACAUUGCCAAAAGAACAAAGAGGGAAUAUAUGUCGCAGAGUAAUGUUCCAAUGGCAUCCAGAUAAAAAUCCAGAUGAUGUUGAAAGAGCAACUAAAGUAUUUCAGUAUAUAAGAAAUAUCAUUCAAAAACUUGAAAAUGGAGAAAAUGUUGAAGAAACAGAUAAAACAGAACAAACAAAUAAACCUCAUCCUUGGAGUGAUGAAUUUUUUAGAGAAUUUGAAACCUUUUUCCGAAGAGAACAAGAGUACCAACAUCACUUCCAUCAUUUUCAUCGACCUUCGACGUCAUCGAGAAGACCACAUCAACGGCCUGAGGAAACCUACUGUCCAAACCCACAACCAUUUGAAGCAUCCAAAUGGCUUGAAGAAUCAAAGUAUGACCUGCGCUUUGCGAGAAAUAUCGCAUGCUCAGGGGAAGAUUUCUUCAACUGGAUUUGUCUUUCCAGUCAUCAAGCUGCAGAAAAAGCAUUGAUAGCCUGGCAGUACAGCGAGGAUGCCAACCGUGUUGUGCGUUAUGAAAAUUUAUCAGAUCUUGCUCGAACAUGCCCUGUAGAUAUCCAACGUUCAGCACAAGACUUACAAAACUUAACACAAGAAACUAAAAGAAUGAGGUAUCCAGACGGGAAUCAUAAACCUUCCACGGCAUACAACACUGUCCAAGCAAAUCGAGCAUUGGAGCUGGCUGAAUUUAUAGUAGAAAAGGUUGAUGACCUCUUAAUGUGAAAUAUAAACUGAAGAAAGUGAUCGUUUUUUUAGUUUUGUUUUAUUUUGUAAAGAAUAUUUUUCUCUAUGCAACAAAUGUAUGUGUAACAGUUCCAAUUUCAUUUAGAGUUUUUUUAAAUGUAUUUCAACUUUGCUUUAUCACUUUUAAAAUUGACAAUUCACAGUUGUAAGUAUAUUUGUAGAUAAAAAUAUAUGUAUUUGUAGUUGAUUUUUAAAAAGUUUUUUUUUUUUGCAUGAAUGUAUGUGUCCUUAAAAUGAUUCAAAUAUCUCUAUAUUAUUGUUUGAGUUUAUAUAAUGCACCCCUAUAUGAAAUGUGACAAAUGGCUUCUUUACUUCUAAUCAGAAAAACGGAUUUUGUUCUCAUUUUAAUGCAGUAUAAUCUAUUCUUAUGUAUUACUUAGGAUUUUUCUGCAUUGCUUAAGGAU